Molecule: messenger RNA, 685 nt
Organism: Coregonus sp. 'balchen'
Lineage: Eukaryota; Metazoa; Chordata; Actinopteri; Salmoniformes; Salmonidae
Source: the annotation of a GenBank genome assembly
CCGCAGCAACACUAUAGAGUGGUGACAGGACAGGACCGGCAGCAACACUAUAGAGUGGUGACAGGACAGGACCGGCAGCAACACUAUAGAGUGGUGACAGGACAGGACCGGCAGCGACACUAUAGAGUGGUGACAGGACAGGACCGGCAGCAACACUAUAGAGUGGUGACAGGACAGGACCGGCAGCAACACUAUAGAGUGGUGACAGGACAGGACCGGCAGCAACACUAUAGAGUGGUGACAGGACAGGACCGGCAGCAACACUAUAGAGUGGUGACAGGACAGGACCGGCAGCAACACUAUAGAGUGGUGACAGGACAGGACCGGCAGCGACACUAUAGAGUGGUGACAGGACCGGACCGGCAGCGACACUAUAGAGUGGUGACAGGACAGGACCGGCAGCGACACUAUAGAGUGGUGACAGGACAGGACCGGCAGCAACACUAUAGAGUGGUGACAGGACAGGACCGGCAGCAACACUAUAGAGUGGUGACAGGACCGGCAGCGACCUAUGAGUGGUGACAGACCGCAGCAACACUAUAGAGUGGUGACAGGACAGGACCGGCAGCAACACUAUAGAGUGGUGACAGGACCGGCGCAGCAACACUAUAGAGUGGUGACAGGACAGGACCGGCAGCAACACUAUAGAGUGGUGACAGGACAGGACCGGCAGCAACACUAUAGA